This is a messenger RNA of Cannabis sativa, 1128 nucleotides long. RefSeq lists its product as uncharacterized. The transcript has a single exon. Lineage: Eukaryota; Viridiplantae; Streptophyta; Magnoliopsida; Rosales; Cannabaceae. The coding region runs from base 1 to 1128 and encodes 375 amino acids. Gene Ontology annotation, molecular function: RNA-DNA hybrid ribonuclease activity; nucleic acid binding. The record is from RefSeq and is a predicted model, not a curated record.
AUGCUGAAAGAAAGUUUUGAUCAUGAAACUGUGGUAGCCAUCUUAAAAGGGGGCCACCCCUCGGGCCGUGGAGCAGACAGAUGGAUAUGGACUCAAAACAGUAAUGGAAGGUUUUCUUGCAAGUCGGCUUAUCUUGUACAAGCGAUGGAUAGAGCUCCCCAGUGCGACGUGGCCCCGAAUCUCUGGAACAAGCUCUGGAAUAGCAAAAUUCUGGAAAGACAUAAGAUCCUGUGGUGGUGUAUUCUAUCUAAUGCGCUCCCUACAAGGGCUGUGAUCAAUAAAAGAUUCCACAUUGAAGAUACUUGUUGCCCUCUUUGUGGAAACAGGGAAGAAACCAUGGAACACCUUUUCCUCACUUGUGAUGUGGCCAUGCAUCUCUGGCGUUCUUCUCCAUGGGGUUUUUAUCCCAUUUGUGAUACGGGUAUCCGGGUUUGGGAUUGGGUAAAGUUCAUCUGGGACCUAAACAGUAGAGGCGUGCUUGUGAAGGAUGCAUUCUUGUAUGCCUCCAUAAUCGUGGACACAAUUUGGAGGGUACGGAAUGACAAAGUUCACAGUAAUCGCCUUGUUGAUGUGAAAAAAUGUAUUGAUGAUAUUUUUUUUGUCUAUGCUGAUUUAAAAGAUACUUUGUUUUCUAGUCCUACUUCUCAUCUAGAGGAAACUUGGUCCCCUCCCCCACGGGAUUGGAUUAAGCUGAAUUGUGAUGUAAAAGUGGGGUUUGACAAUAUGUGUGUUGCAGUUGUCGCCAGAAACCAUCUCGGAGCAGUGAUUGAAGUUCGUACGGCGCGGGUGGACUUCUCUGACGCUCUUUGUGGUGAAGCUGAGGCUUGCUGCCUAGCGAUCUCGACGGCCUUAGAGAUGGGUUACAAGUUUAUCAUAAUUGAGAAUGACUCGAGGGUGGUGAUCAAUGCUCUCAAUGGUUUGGAACCUCGUUGGGCGAUUGAAAAUUACGUCUCAUUUUGUACUAAGUCUUCUCAAUCUUUUAUUAGCUGUAAUUUUUCUUUUAUUAAGCGAACAUGUAACUUUGCCGCUCACAAUGUGGCUAGAUGGGCCUUUGCUCAUCAUAUAUUUGGAUCUAUCCCGGUUUCCAUGUUACCGGAGAACCUGUUAUGUAAUGACCGAGAGGUCUAA